Messenger RNA from Scophthalmus maximus (turbot), 4288 nucleotides. It is a transcript of the gene trpc6b, whose product is annotated as transient receptor potential cation channel, subfamily C, member 6b. Gene Ontology annotation, molecular function: store-operated calcium channel activity; inositol 1,4,5 trisphosphate binding; protein binding. Gene Ontology annotation, biological process: calcium ion transmembrane transport; regulation of cytosolic calcium ion concentration; manganese ion transport. The record is from RefSeq and is a predicted model, not a curated record. NCBI's taxonomy places the organism in Eukaryota, Metazoa, Chordata, Actinopteri, Pleuronectiformes, Scophthalmidae. Gene Ontology annotation, cellular component: cation channel complex; membrane. The transcript has 12 exons. Bases 1122 to 3605 code for a protein of 827 amino acids.
AUAAAGCACAACGAAUGCAAAAAUGAAUGGCUCCGGCGAAAAAAGUGAUGGAUGCAAAGAGUAAUGCUUUUGGGUUUGGACAGUAUGCAAUAUAGCAUUGGUUUUGAGAAACCAUUUUCAACGUGUACGCCUAAUAUCCAAGUAUAACGACCAUAUCAUUUUGUUUAGUGACCCAAACUUCCACAUUUCAUUUUUAUUAUUAUAAAAUUGUUGAUAUUUAAACAGUCUCUCUUAUAUGACAUUUGGCACAAGACAUACAACCUAGGCCUACUGCAGCCUGAAUAUAAAGAUUCAUAAAAUAUUUGUAAUUGCAGGCUAGAUGAUAUAUGGAAGAAUUAACUGCUUAAACAAUUUCCGCCAUGUCCUUUAACUUUUUUGAAUACUCUUAACUAUUUAUUGCAUGGCUUUUAUCUGCUUGGGGAUGAUGUCUCUCAUAACAUAUAAAGAUUAUUACCUGUUACAUCUGAUGGCACCGUGAGGGAAAAGGAUUUAGGAUAAUCUGCUUUUUCCCAGAUUGUUUAUCUGGACCGGUGUGUGUGUGUGUGUGUGUGUGUGUGUGUGUGUGUGUGGUCAGGGGGGCACUGUAUCAAAUUAUCUAUUUUCAUUUUUUUUCAAACACUAUGUAGUGUAUUAGUGACGCCUAAUGGGGCCUGCGCACUCAGAAAUAGUUCAUAUGAGGAAUUAAUCCCUGAGUCUUCUUGAAUUUAUGGCACCACCAGUCGGGUCAGUGCUUAAAUCCUCUAUUUGUUUGACAGUUUUAAUAUCUUGUUUUUUUGGGGGACACAGUUGUGGCAAAUCAAUGAAAAUAAAGUGAUAUCAUCUCUUAUAGACGGGACCCAAAUGUACUCAACAAAUGCUAAUAACCCAUGUUACAAACACAGCCCAGGAUGCUGCUGGAACAACGCCCAGUGGGCGUGCAGAGGCAGCAGCUCAGUCGUUCGGGUCGCAGGUUGAGAGUCAGUGUGACAGGUGGAGGGGAGGCUGACAUGAGUCUGCUGUAGAUCAUGUGCAGCCGGUCGCUUCUGGACAUUUCAGCUUUUAGGUUCCAGCGACUUUAUGAAGCGAGAGUCACCCGGUGGAGCAGUCUUCUCUAAAGACGGAGCAGUGAGGGGGACGCCACGAUGCUGCGGCAGGCUGCGUCCAAAACCCGCAGACAUGCUCUCCGGGGAGCUGGCUACCUCUUUCCUACCCAAUCCUCCUCCUGCCUCUCCCUGGCUGAGGAGCUUUUCUUAGACGCCGCAGAAUACGGCAACAAUCCUGAAGUGAGGCGGAUGCUGGAGGAGAUGCCAGACCUCAAUGUCAACUGUGUGAACUACAUGGGUCAAAGUGCAUUACAGCUGGCGGUGGCCAAUGAGCAUUUAGAGGUGACGAAGCUACUGCUCAGGAAGAAAGACCUCGCUAGAGUAGGAGAUGCUUUGCUGUUGGCCAUUAGUAGAGGCUACGUCCGCAUAGUGGAGGCCCUGCUGAGCCACCGGGCCUUCACAGACAGUCAGAGGCUCACUUACAGCCCGGGCCAGGCGGAGACACAAGACGACUUCUUUGCCUAUGACGAGGAUGGCACGCGGUUCUCCCACGACAUCACUCCCAUCGUGCUGGCCUCCCAGUGCAAUGAGUAUGAAAUUGUGCAUAUACUUCUCACGAAGGGCGCCCGCAUAGAGCGGCCGCACGACUACUUCUGCCAGUGCAGGACCUGCAGCGAGCAGCAGAGGCACGACGCUUUCAGCCAUUCACAAUCCCGGAUCAAUGCAUACAAAGGUCUGGCCAGUCCGGCACACCUGUCCCUUUCCAGUGAAGACCCCGUGAUGGCGGCUCUGGAGCUGAGCAACGAGCUUGCCGUUCUAGCCAACAUUGAGAAGGAGUUCAAGAAUGAUUACAAGAAACUGUCCAUGCAGUGUAAAGACUUUGUGGUCGGACUCCUGGAUUUGUGUCGGAACACGGAGGAAGUGGAGGCCAUCUUGAACGGGGACACGGAUGUUUCCUGUCAAAGCUCCGAACCCUUUGGCAGACAAAACCUUAUCAGGUUAAAACUUGCAAUAAAAUAUGAAGUCAAAAAGUUUGUAGCUCACCCGAACUGUCAGCAGCAACUCCUCUACAUCUGGUAUGAGAAUUUUUCUGGACUACAUCAGCAAAACACAGCAGUGAAAAUCCUACUUGUCCUUGGCGUAGCUGUUGGGUUGCCUGUCCUGGCCUUUAUGUACUGGAUAGCACCGUCAAGUAAGCUGGGGAAACUCAUGCGCGGGCCUUUCCUGAAGUUUGUGGCCCAUGCAGCUUCCUUCAUGAUAUUCCUUUGCCUGCUGGUCCUGAACGCAGCAGACCGUUUUGAGGGAACGUCACUGCUCCCCAACAUGACCAUCCACGACCACCCUUCGCAGCUGUUUCGCAUGAAGACCACGCCCUUCACCUGGAUGGAGAUUCUCAUCAUAUCCUGGGUCAUAGGAAAGAUCUGGGAAGAAUGUAAAGAUAUUUGGUCGCAGGAUAUCCGGGAAUACAUCUCAGAACCUUGGAAUCUUCUCGACUUUAGUAUUUUGGCCAUAUUCAUGACCUCUUUCAUUGCCAGAUUAAUGGCUUUCUGGCAUGCAUAUUCUGCCCAGUGUUAUGUUGACAAGCACCAUACUGACCUGUCCGACAUGACCUUGCCCUUUGAGAUUCGAUAUUUCCAGCUGGCACGAAUCAACUGGAUGCCCUCAGACCCGCAGCUUAUUUCUGAAGGCCUCUAUGCAAUUGCAGUUGUGCUGAGUUUCUCUCGCAUUGCCUACAUCCUGCCUGCCAACGAGAGCUUCGGGCCCUUGCAGAUCUCUCUGGGAAGGACAAUGAAAGACAUCUUUAAGUUCAUGGUGAUUUUCAUAACAGUGUUUGUGGCCUUCAUGGUUGGAAUGUUCAAUCUGUACUCGUACUACCGCGGAGCCAAGCACAACGAUGCAUUUACAACGCUGGAGGAGAGCUUCAAAACAUUGUUUUGGGCCAUCUUCGGCUUGUCAGAAGUGAAGUCCGUGGUCAUUAAUAUCGACCAUAAGUUCAUCGAGAACACUGGCUAUGUUCUGUAUGGGGUGUACAACAUCAUCAUGGUGAUUGUCUUGCUGAAUAUGCUCAUUGCCAUGUUCAACAGCUCCUUCCAAGAAAUUGAGGAUGAUGCCGAUGUUGAGUGGAAGUUUGCCAGAGCGAAGCUCUGGUUCUCGUACUUUGAGCACGGCGGCACGCUUCCCGUGCCCUUCAAUCUUGUACCCAGCCCUAAGUCUGUCAUUUCCCUCUUGCUCGGGAUAAGGGAAUUUCUCUGGGCUGCACCUCAGGGCAAAAACAAAGAAAAUCCAAAGGAUGAGAUGGAGCUUAACAAGUUGAGGCAACAGGAAGAUCUGAGUGUGGAAGCAUCACUUUGUCCAACCCGCCACCAAAAGAUCAUGAAUCGCCUCAUCAAAAGAUACAUCGUAAAAGCACAACGAGACAAAGACAACGACGAAGUGAACGAAGGUGAGCUGAAAGAUAUUAAACAAGACAUCUCCAGUCUCCGCUAUGAGCUGCUGGAGCGGGAGAACCAUGAGGCCGAGGCCCUGAAGGGGCUCAUCAGGCGACUGGGAGAAGUCGCGCGUUUUCAGCAGAAAGAGCAGUAGAGGCACAAGCUGACUAUACGUUGUGUAACAAAUGUGAAUAUUAGAGAUGUUUUUUGCUGGACACACUGCACUCUUCUCAUUAUUGUGGAAUUCAGCUUGGAUCGAAAGGUCCUUAUGGGCACAGACUUUGUUAUAAAUUAGCUUACAAAAAAAAUGCAUAUUCUGUAUUUUAAAUAUGAAAACCUUGCCUUAGUGUAGUAUCCAAUUCUCUUUGUUCCGGUCCCUGUACAGUACAGAUAACCACAUGGUGGCACCAAUGGAACUUUUUUCUUCUUCUUUUCUUGUUGCACAGGCUCUGUUUGCUUAACAUAUACUACUGGCUGCUAACAAUAUGAUGUUUAUAUGCUUAGAUUUAAGGGUGAUUUUUAAUCUUGAGUAGAAAGCAGUUCAGAUAAAAAGGAAACAUAUAUGUGGAUGUGUCAGUGAUAGUUUCAUAAGUCAUCUGUACGUAACAUAAAAACAAAUGAAUGCUUGUUGAUAACGAGUCUCGGAGCUAUCUGUGACUCAAUUAUUAUGAAAUGAGAUAUGAAAUAUCUCUUUUCUUUCUGUGAUGUAACCUUUCAAUCAUCAAUUCUUUUUAUACAACACAUUUAUUUGUUAAUUUUUUUUAAUGUUGUGAUUUAUUUGACGCGUUGAUCACUAAAGUUUAAUGGACCAAAUUAAAAUCUAAUGAAUAUUUUCAA